Molecule: messenger RNA, 1767 nt
Organism: Haliotis rufescens (red abalone)
Lineage: Eukaryota; Metazoa; Mollusca; Gastropoda; Lepetellida; Haliotidae
Product: mucin-2-like
Exons: 1
Coding region: 1-1767 (588 amino acids)
Source: RefSeq, a predicted model, not a curated record
AUGUCUCCCCAUCACAACGUCUCCCCGCCACAAAGUCUCCCCAUUACAACGUCUCCACGCCACAACGUCUCCCUGUCACAAAGUCUCCCGACACACAACGUCUCCCAACACACAACGUCUCCCUGUCACAACGUCUCCCCAUUACAACGUCUUCCCGCCACGUCUCCCCGCCACAACGUCUCCCUGCCACAAAGUCUCCCUGUCACAACGUCACCCGACACACAACGUCUCCCUGUCACAACGUCUCCCCUUACAACGUCUUCCCGCCACGUCUCCCCGCCACAACGUCUCCCUGUCACAAAGUCUCCCUGUCACAACGUCUCCCGACACACAACGUCUCCCUGUCACAACGUCUCCCCAUUACAACGUCUUCCCGCCACGUCUCCCCGCCACAACGUCUCCCUGUCACAAAGUCUCCACGCCACAACGUCUCCCUGUCACAACGUCUUCCCAUUACAACGUCUUCCCGCCACGUCUCCCCGCCACAACGUCUCCCUGUCACAACGUCUCCCCGCCACAACGUCUCCCUGUCACAACGUCUCCCCGCCACAAAGUCUCCCCACCACAACGUCUCCACAUCACAACGUCUUGCUGGUCACAUCACUCCCUAUUACAACGUCUCCCCGUCACAUGGCCUCCCUGUUACAACGUCUCCCCGUCACAACGUGUCCCUGUCACAUAGUCUCCACGCCACAACGUUUCCCUGUUCCAACGUCUCCACACCACAACGUCUCCCUGUUCCAACGUCUCCCUGUCACAUCGUCUCCCCGUCACAUGGCCUCCCUGUCACAACGUCUCCCCGUCACAUGGCCUCCCUGUCACAACGUCUCCGCGCCACGUUUCCGUGUCACACCGUCUCCCCGUCACAUGGCCUCCCUGUCACAACGUCUCCCCGUCACAUGGCCUCCGUGUCACAACGUCUCCCCGGCACAACGUCUCCCCGGCACAUGGCCUCCCUGUCACAACGUCUCCCCGUCACAUGGCCUCCCUGUCACAACGUCUCCCCGUCACAUGGCCUCCCUGUCACAACGUCUCCCCGGCACAUGGCCUCCCUGUCACAACGUCUCCCCGGCACAUGGCCUCCGUGUCACAACGUCUCCCUGUCACAACGUCUCCCCGUCACAUGGCCUCCCUGUCACAACGUCUCCCCGUCACAUGGCCUCCCUGUCACAACGUCUCCCCGUCACAUGGCCUCCCUGUCACAACGUCUCCCCGUCACAUGGCCUCCCUGUCACAACGUCUCCCCGGCACAUGGCCUCCCUGUCACAACGUCUCCCCGUCACAUGGCCUCCCUGUCACAACGUCUCCCCGUCACAUGGCCUCCCUGUCACAUCGUCUCCCCGUCACAUGGCCUCCCUGUCACAACGUCUCCCCGUCACAUGGCCUCCCUGUCACAUCGUCUCCCCGUCACAUGGCCUCCCUGUCACAACGUCUCCCCGUCACAUGGCCUCCCUGUCACAACGUCUCCCUGUCACAACGUCUCCCUGUUACAUCGUCUCCCCGUCACAUGACCUCCCUGUCACAACGUCUCCCCGUCACAUGGCCUCCCUGUCACAACGUCUCCCCGUCACAUGGCCUCCCUGUCACAACGUCUCCCUGUCACAACGUCUCCCUGUUACAUCGUCUCCCCGUCACAUGACCUCCCUGUCACAACGUCUCCCCGUCACAUGGCCUCCCUGUCACAACGUCUCCCCGUCACAUGGCCUCCCUGUCACAACGUCUCCCUGUCACAACGUCUCCCUGUUACAUCGUCUCCCCGUCACAUGA